Molecule: messenger RNA, 13747 nt
Organism: Pelobates cultripes (western spadefoot toad)
Lineage: Eukaryota; Metazoa; Chordata; Amphibia; Anura; Pelobatidae
Source: the annotation of a GenBank genome assembly
GGCUAGUGAGAGGGAGCAGUGCUUUUUGCUCAGGACUUGUACUGUACUUCCUGUAGGCACAUGAGACAGAACAAUAUUAUAUGAUAGUAUUUUCCUUUCCAGUCAUUCUCUGUGCUUAGCAUGCGAGGUGCACAUAGCAGGCUGUAAGUAACUUUAACUUGUUUCUAUAUAUUUUACAAAAUCCUUUUUUCAUUUCAUUGCGUUCAAUUUCACAGCACUACAGUAAAACAUGAAUUGAGCAGUAAUAUACAGAAUGAUAAUUUUAUGUUUUUGCUCCACUUUUCUGAAUUCAGAUAAGAGAAGAUAAACCAAUUUGUUUAAAGGAAAUUAUGUUUUAAGUAUUAGAUGAGAGAAUUUACAGAUUUUAUAGGGAUUUAUAGAGCUUUUUUACUAAACAUUCAACCAACUUGCAAAUCUUAGGCCAGCUGAGAUCCUGCUCAUGAAAUCUCUGUCUAUGUUCAUUUAUCAAAAGAUUGGAUUUUUGUAAACCAGCUUGGUAAAGCCAGGCCAGAAUAGACAAUAGACAAAACCAGCUGCAGUUUGUCUAAAUUGGACACAAUUUCAAUUUAAGCUAUUUCGACCUACAUUUUCCAAGUCAGCGGUGAACUCACGGCUUAUUUCUUAAAUCUGUAAAUACUGUAAAUGAGGGGUCAUAGAACUGCAAUACGUAUAUUGACACAGGGCUGGACCUUAUUACCUCAGUGUCUGACUGCCCAUCAUUAUUUAAUGUAGAUAAAUGUAAAAAAAUGCUUUUGACAAAAAUCAGUCAAUCUCUCUGUCCCAGUCUUGGUUAACGUGAGGGUUUUUUGUCUGUGAAAUCAUUGUUAAUUUGUGUGAUUGCCUUUCAGCAUAAUAGUACAAUAUAUUACAAAAAUCCCAUGUGUCCCUAUUUUGAAAGGACAGUCCCUAUAAAUAUAUAUAUACCCACUGUACAGUGCUACGGAAUCUGAUGGCGCUUUAUAAAUAAUAAAACAAUAAUAAUAUAUUGGGACCAAAUCCCUCUGUCCCCCUCUCCUGUCCUAAUGUUCAUAUUUUCUAUAUUAUUGGUGUGUCUGAGUGUAUCACAGAGCUCCAUAAUAUUCACAGUAAUGAGUCUUCACAGUACAAUAAAUGUGUUUCGAAAUUAGUCUAUGUAAAUAAGAUACUUAUUUAUAAAUAAUAAUUAAUAGAUAAAAUAAAAUUAAUUUUAGCUGCAUAAAUUGUUAUGAGUAAGUCACUAAAAAAUUAUUCAGAACAACCCUGCCUCAGGUCACAUUUCCAUCCUGAAAAUUAAAGUGUCCCUCAUCACCCAUUUAUGGGUGGUAUGAUAUUGUGUGAACAGUGUUCCUGUAUUUGCACAAUUUUGUGUAUAUCUGUGUCCUGUAUGUUGUUUUAAUGAUGUCUGUAUGUGUGUAUGUUGGUGUGAAUGUGACUGCAGUGUGUGUGUGUGUGUGUGUUUCUGUGUGCACAGUACAAGGGCAAAAUUAUGUCAACCAGACUAAAAUUUGAAUUGGGCAUUAAGAACCUGUAUUACACAUUUUUAAAGGUCAUGUCCUCCACAUGUAACAUACACUUGGCAUAAUACUCAUUCAGGCUUAUGGCUGGACUGAAUGGAGUUAUUUAGUUAGUUAUCUUAUUUAGUUAUCUUUCCCUAUCUACUCCCAGUCAUUCUAGUCCCCCAGAUAUCUCCGUCACCUGUCUAUUUCCCAUUCGUGCUGUGUGAAGUGUUAAGGCUGAGACAAAAGAUGCAGAGCUGCCCAAGACACUCACUGGUCAGUCGCACCCAUGGGCUGCCGGAGGGUGGAUUCUGAGUAGCUAUCUAGUCCACAUUCUGCAUGUCAAUCAAAUUAGGGAUUCUCUAAACAUUACAGCUUAUAGUGAGAUGGCAUGCCCUAUGUAUGUGUGCUCACCCAGGUCUCGCACCCUUGCUCUAGCUACCCAUUUAAAUUUUGUUAUAUGGUUAUUUUUUUGUUUUUUUUCUGGCUCUGUGUCUCAGGCUUUGUUCCAUCUCUUUGUUUGGCCCUCUGUGUCUGUUUCUAACUUUUUCUACCCUCUCUCAAUACAUAUUUAAAUUGUUUUCUUCUGCUAUCAGACUGUUCUUCCUCUUUUGUCUUUGUCUACACUGUGUGUGUGUGUGAGGUGCAGUGUCAGUGAGGGUGCAGAUCCUAGGCCCUUCCCUCCCUCUGCUGGAACUAAGUGCCAGCGGGACGGUGAGGAGAUCUUUGAUCUCUUCACCAGCCCGAGAGGGCUUACUGCAAGGCUGGCUCUGCUUGGGCCGGCAGAGGAGAUGAAAGGAUCCCCGUGGCUGACCAUGGUCCACGGCCAUAGAGACCCACUGGGUGUUUUCUGCAGAACCCACCACCGCCCAGGUAGAGACCAGGUUUACUACCCCUGAUCUAGUAGCUGCUUGAACAUCUAUAUGGAUUCUGAUAAAACCACUUCUCCAGGAAGAGAAUUCCACAUCCUUAUUGUUCUUACAGUAAUGUAAAGUCCGAUUUGUUAAUAGAUUUCCAGACAAUGGUUUGUAUUGGCCCCGAAUAUAUUUGUAUAAUGUUAUCAUAUCCCAUCUCAGGCGAUGUUUUUCUAAACUAAAUAGGUUUAAAUUUGUUAACCUGUCUGAUAUGUUCAAUUCCUUUUAUUAAUUUUGUAGCCCGCCUCUGCACUUUUUCUAUGAAUGAUAUCAUUCUUUAGAACAGGUGCCCAGAAUUGCACAGCAUAUUCAAUAUGUGGUCUUACCAGUGAUUUAUAAAGAGGCAAAAUUAUAUUCUCAUCCCGAGAAUGAAUGCCCUUUUUCAUGCAUGACAAUAUCUUACUAGCCUUAGCCACUGUUGAUUGACAUUGCACAUUGUUGCAUAGUUUGUUGUCUAUAACAAUUCCCAAGUCCUUUUCGUGUGUUGUUAUCCCUAGUUCGCUUCCAUUAAGGGUAUACGUUGCUUGUGUCUUCUUUACGCCGAAGUGCAUAACUUUGCAUUUUUCAACAUUAAAUUUAAUCUGCCAUUUGAGUGCCCAGUCCCCCAGUCUAUCUAAAUCUCUCUGCAGCAAAGUAAUAUCUUGCUUACAUUGUAUUAUUUUACAGAGUUUUAUGUCAUCUGCAAACACUAAAACAUGACUUUCAAUGCUUUUUUCAAGAUCAUUUAUAAACAUGUUAAAUAGAAGGGGUCCCAGAACAGAACCCUGAGGGACACCACUUGCCACCUCUUUCCAGCUUGAAAAUUUACCAUUAAUGACAACUCUUUGUACUCUAUUUUUAAGCCAAUGUUCUACCCAAGAACAUGCAUUUUCAUCUAGGCCAAUUUCCUUGAGUUUGAACACUAAUCUAUUGUGUGGAACUGUAUCAAAUGCCUUGGCAAAAUCCAAAUAGAUCACAUCCACUACAACACCCUGAUCUAUACUUCUUCUUACUUCUUCGUAGAACACAAUCAAGUUCGUUUGACAUGACCUGUGCUUCAUAAAACCAUGCUGAUUUUUGCUGAUAACCAUGUUCUUCUCAAGGAAUUCUUGAAUAUUAUCCCUUAAUAACCUUUUACAUAUUUUCCCAGCCACAGAAGUUAAGCUCACAGGUCUAUAAUUUCCAGGCAAGGAUUUUGAACCCUUUUUAAAUAUAGGAACCACAUCUGCCUUCCUCCAAUCCUCUGGAACACUUCCUGAAAGAAAGAAUCUUGAAAGAUUAAAAACAGAGGUUCACUUAUUUCUACACUUAGUUCCUUAAGUACUUGUCUAUGGAUACCAUCAGGCCCUGGAGCUUUGUUUAUAUUAACUUUCUUUAGUUGCUGCAGCACCUUGAGUUACCCAAUUACAAUUAUUCUGAAAGUUUUUAGUAGCAAUCAUUUGCACAUCUAUUGCCAUGGGUUCUUCCUUAAUAUAUACCCUCCGUAUAUAUUAAGGAAGAACCCAUGGCAAUAGAUGUGCAAAUGAUUGCUACUAAAUAGUUAUUUAAAAUUCCUGGCUUUUCCUGGUCUUCAUUAACUAACUCCCCCACUUCAGUUUUUAGUGUACCUACACUUUCAUUUUUUGUUGUUUUAGAAUUUAUGUACUUAAAGAAUGAUUUAGGGUUGGUUUUGCUCUCUUUGGCUAUCAUUUUUUCAUUUUGAAGUUUAGCAAAUCUAAUCGCCUUUUUGCAAGCAUUAUUGGCUUCCUUAUAUCUUUUAUAGGAUGUAUCUGAUUUUUCCGAUUUAAAUGCUUUAAAUGCCCUUUUCUUAUUUUUAAUCUCGUUUUACUUCUCUACUAAGCCACAUUGGUUUUGAAUUUACAUUUACCUUCCCGUCUCCGUCUGUCUCUCUUUAUGCAUGUCUCUUACUGCCAUAACUCUCUGUGCCAGUGUUAUUCAUUACCUUUGUGUCUGUCCCUUGCGUACCUUUACUGAUGCUAUUGGCAGCUUAUAGAAGUUAUUCUAGUACAGAGAGAUCCCUCUAAUCCAUAUUAUGGUUAAUCAUCAACACAACAUAGAAGAGGUGUCAUUAUUACGUAUGGUUCUAUAAUUUAACUCACAGAAAAGCUCUGAGUACGACAAUUACAUAUGGAAUCAAUAAAUGUCUUCAAAAAAGGGAGUUAAAGCAGGGGACUCGUUUUAAUGCAGUUAAAAUUAAGGGAGACAAUAUAGGCACUAUAACCAUUUCAUCUUAUUGAAUUGGUUAGAGUGCCUAGAGUACCUGUAGUGCUAAACCAUUUUCAAGCAGGUUAACACUGAAUUUGUGUCCCUGGCCACACGCAGCUUGGCCCCUACUGGAGCGAUGGCUGAGGCAGAGAGUACACACUUCCUUCUAGGCAUAAUUCAUAAUACCAAUAGCUGCUGUGAUAGACUGAAAGCAAUCAGCGGACACUCUCAGCCAAUCACAACCAGCCAUGGCUGCUCAGGCUAAUGCUGCCUCAUUAGGCCCAGCACACUGAGGGUAUGGGGGGCUUUGGACUUUCAUUUAUCAUUAAAACAUUGUAAUACUGAAUGGAAGCAAGGUGCCAGGGCACUUCGGAUACUAUAACCAUUUCAAUGAGGUGAAACAGUUACACUGCCUAGCCCUAGAGUGUCCCUUUAAGAUUAGAUUGGACUUAACUUGGCAUAAUAUCAGACAUUUCCCAGCAUCAUCCAUCCUAACACCUAGCACAUCUCAACUAAAAAAAGACCACUCAGGGAAAAUUUUCGGUUCCUGAACCCCUCAUCCCUCCUCCCCCAACCCCCACCACCAAAUAAGUCAUAUUGACACACCCAUCAACUGCAGGCCUUGAAUAAAUAUCACAACAGCCCUGGCCAUGGUCAAACCUGAUUGGACUAGAGUAAUAUAUAUAUAUAUAUAUAUAAAAUUAUAUUUUAUUGGGCUAACGGAAGCUGUAACAAUGAGCUUUAGAGAACUGCUACAUUUAUCAAGCCACAAAAGCGUGUAUUUGCUAGACAAAAUUGUAUUACAAAUUACUGCUAAUAUGCUUAUGCAACUACUCAAAAACUAGUCACUGCAUCUGGUAUGUUUAUCUGGAUCUGUGUGUGUUUAUUUUGUGUGUGUGUGUGGGUGUUUGUCUGGCUGUGGUGUGUGAAUUUGGCUGUGUGUGUAUAUAGCUUUGUGUGUGUAUCUGGUUGUGUAUCUAGCCGUGUGUGUUUAUCUGCCUGUGUUUGUGUCAGUGUGUGUAUCUGGCUGUGUAUCUAGCUGUGUAUGUAUCUGGCUGUGUGUGUGUGUGUGUGUGUGUGUGUGUCUGGCUGUGUGUGUAUGUAUCUGGCUCUGGUGUGUGAAUUUGGCUGUGUGUGUGUGUAUCUGGCUGUGUUUGUGUCAGUGUGUAUCUGGCUGUGGUGUGUGAAUUUGGCUGUGUGUGUAUCUGGCCGUGUUUGUGUCAGUGUGUUUCUGGCUUUGUGUGUGUAUCUGGCUGUGUAUCUAGCUGUGUGUGUAUCUGGCUGUGUUUGUGUCAGUGUGUAUCUGGCUGUGUAUCUAGCUGUGUGUGUGUGUGUGUGUGUCUGUGUAUAUCUGGUUGUGUGUGUGUAUCUGGCUAUAUGUGUCUAUCUGUGUGUAUGUGUAUGCACAUCUGUGUUUCUGUGUAUCUGUGUGAAUGUAUACCCGUGUAUGUGUACCUGUGUGUGUGUGUGUUUCUGAGCCUGUGUGUAUAUAUAUAUAUAUAUAUAUAUAUAUACAGUGGUGUACACACAACCCAUGGGGCCCCGGUGCAAAACUGAUCCGUGGGCCCCCCAUCCCUUCCUCCCUAUCCCCCCUAACAGACACACACACACACAUACAUACAGACACACAUACAUACAUACAUACAUACACACACAUAGACACACACACACACAUACAUACAGACACACAUACAUACAUACAUACAUACACACACAUAGACACAGACAGACAGAUACAUACAGACACAUACACACAUACAGACACACAUACAUACAAACAGACAGGCACACAUACAUACAUACAGACCGACACAUACAGACACAUACAUACAUACAUACAGACCGACACACACAGGCACAGACAGUACACACAGGCACAGACAGGCACACACACACAUACAAAGACACAUACAUACAAACAGACAGGCACACAUACAUACAUACAUACAGUCAGACAGACAGGCACACAUACACACAUACAGACAAACACACACACAAGACACACAUACAUACAAAGACACAUACAAACAGACAGGCACACAUACAUACAUACAGACAGACAGACACACACAGACAGGCACACAAACAGACAGGUACACAUACAUACAGACACACAGACACAUACAUACAUACAAAGACACAUACAUACAAAGACACAUACACACAUACAUACAGACACACACAAGACACACAUACAUACAAAGACACAUAUACACACACAUACAGACAGACACACAUACAAAGACAUACAUACAAAGACACAUACAUACACACAUACAUACAGACACAUACAAAAAAACAAACACACACACAAAAUGUUUAAGUCACCCUCCUGUUUCCUACCUUUAGCUGCAGGAUGGUGACAUUCCCUGGGGUCCAGUGGUGUCUUCCUCCCGUGCGGCUCUCUGUAUGCUGGGAGGAAUGACCUGCUCUGACAGCAUGGGCCACCCGAUGGACCCCUUGGCCACGGCGCCGGGGCCGCAAAAGAUGGUGGCGGGUACCCGGUCGCAGGGGUCCGCAGGGCGGACGUGCCUCCUGGAGGGACGGGCCAGGUCGCAGCUGCGACUCCUGCGACCACGGUAUAUACGCCGCUGUAUAUAUAUAUAUGUGUCAGUAUGUGUAAGUGUAUAUCUAUGCGUGUGGCAAUGCAUUCAUCCCAGCAUUCCAAUGCCAACACUGCACACACAUAUGCUAACACUGCACACAAAUACACCCCUGCAUUCCAACGCUAACACUGCACACAAAUACACUCCUGUGUUCCAACAACAUUGCACACAAAUGCACCACUGCAUGUGUGUCUGUGUUCCUGUGUGUGUCUCAGUGUGUGUAAGUGUGCGUGUGUGUGUAUGUGACAAUGCAUAUAUCCCAGCAUUCCAAUGCCAAUACCGCACACAAAUACACCCCUGCAUAUAUACCUAUGUGUCUGUGUGUAUGAGUUUGUGUACAUAUUUGUGUCAGUGUGUAUCUCUGUGUGUGGAUGUGUGUAUCUGUAUGUCAAAAUGUGUAUCUGGGUGUGUGUAUGUGCUAGUGUGUGUGUGUAUAUGGCAUUGUGUUUGCGUUAGUGUGUGUUUCUGUGUGUCAAGGUGUGUGCAUGUGUCCAGGUGUGUGCAUGUAUCAGUGUGUUUAUGUGUGUAUCUGCGUGUCAAUGUGUAUGUAUAUCUGGGUUAGUAUGUAUGUGCAUACAUCCAGGCAAUCAAAGACACCGGUGCAAACACAAGGGCCCAAACAAAUGCUUGCCCAGGGUCUAAAUGAUACUAAAGACGGCCCUGGUCUGUAACUGUGUUUUUCCCAGGUUUCAAAAUCAACAUUUCAAUCUCUUAUCUAUCAGUUUAGUCAUUCAAUGUUUCUAUUAUCUUCUUACUGGUCCUGUAAUACCAUUGUUGUGCUCUGAUAUGGUGUUGCACCAUUGUGGGAUAUUUCCCAUUACGUCACCCGACUCUUUAUUUAUAGAUUUAAAACUUCUAGUAAUCUCUUGCAUCAGGAGAAAAACUCUGGUACUCUCCUAUACCAACUGUUUUUGAAAAGACAUGCUGGCAAGUACCCCAUAAUAAUUCAUAAAUGAGUAAAAACUAUACAAACUAUGUAUAGUUGUGCACAAAGAAACAUAGAAUAUGACGGCAGAUAAGAACCAUUCGGCCCAUCUAGUCUGCCCAAUUUUCUAAAUACUUUCAUUAGUCCCUGGCCUUAUCUUAUAUCUAGGAUAGCCUUAUGCCUAUCCCACGCAUGCUUAAACUCCUUUACUGUGUUAACCUCUACCACUUCAGCUGGAAGGCUAUUCCAUGCAUCCACUACCCUCUCAUUAAAGUAAUACUUCCUGAUAUUAUUUUUAAACCGUUGCCCCUCUAAUUUAAGUCUAUGUCCUCUUGUUGUGGUAGUUUUUCUUCUUUUAAAUAUAGUCUCCUCCUUAACUGUGUUGAUUCCCUUUAUAUAUUUAAAUGUUUCUAUCAUAUCCCCCCGUCUCAUCUUUCCUCCAAGCUAUACAUGUUAAGUUCCUUUAACCUUUCCUUGUAAGUUUUAUCCUGCAAUCCAUGAACCAGUUUAGUAGCCCUUCUCUGAACUCUCUCUAAAGUAUCAAUAUCCUUCUGGAGAUACGGUCUCCAGUACUGCGUACAAUACUCCAAGUGAGGUCUCACCAGUGUUCUUCAUAUGUAUACAUUGUGAUCAUGCAGGUUGAGAACAUAGGUGGUAAAACUCAGCUGACGUUUCUUCCCAUUCUUGUGAAACUUUUAAAUAGAUCACAAAAAACAACAACAAGUAGGUAUAAGGUGGUGGUGAUGGUAUGGGUAAUUAACAGCCAUUAGAGACAUUGUAAACAUUACAACUUCUUACAAACAGCAAAGUUUACAUCUGUCAGAGUCUUUGCACUAAAACAUUAACAGGGUUAUUUACUAAACUGAGAAAGUUAAUUCAAUUUAAAUGUCAAAUAUAAGGUUAAAAUAGCCAAACUAAAAAUUCUCCAAGUUAGCUAUGUGUUCAUUGCAGCUAUAUUGGUCUUAAAUUUAAAAUUCACUUUGAAUUCGCAUUGAUUCCUCCCUUUAGUAAAUAACCUUGUAAAAUCGAGUAGUUUUGGUGCUCUAGUGUCUAGUACAGGAAUGUUUAUUAUUGGCACUUUUUAUUGAUACCUUUUGAUUACCUGCAAACUAUACAUAGGAAGCCUUGUAGUGUGCACAGUAAUUUUAGCCAGAUGCGAUAAUAUGCCAUCACAUUUCUUUCCUCCAAAAUAUGUGUUGUAAAUGCGCUAUACGCUAAUUCCAACGUGAAAUAAUGAAAGUGAUUAUUGACUUAGUGGGUGACAUUGUGACAAUGGGUGGAUACUGUAUUGAUGUGCAUUAUUACGAAGAUUUACCAUGCAUUAACAGCAGCUAUUGACCUCAAGUUAGAGAGAUUUAUAGAAGUGUCAGGAACAGUAAAGUGAUGCAAAGCUGCAAAAGUGUCCCGAAUUCAUUUCCCCAUGUUCCCAUGAGUUCAUUAUUUUCCUUAACCAGAAAUUACUCCUGAAUUUGCAUUAUGUAGGGCAUUUUCUAUGGGUUUUGCUCAGAAAACAUAAAGCAUGUGUAGGUGUUACUAGGGUAAAUGUCACGAAACAAAAUGCAAAUAAAGAAAGUAACUACUAACUGCUGUUGUCACGCUAGACAAUUUACAGUAGGUGAAGGUGCUCUGAAUUAGUUGAAUAAAUUGCAUGUUUUCUGUCACUGAAGGAAAAGUCAUAAGCCUUGAACACUUUGUUAGGGAUUUCUAAGUAAAAUGUAUUGUCUAGGAAACCAAUGUCAGGUGCAUAAAACAUUCAUAUUCUACGUGGCUUAAAUCUUUGAGUUGGUUAUAGCAGUUCUUUUGGGGCUCCUGUCAUUAUAACAGGGUGAUCCUACAAUCCUGCUUAAAACAUAAUUCUAGAUUAUUACUUAAUGUGCUAUACUUCAGUAUCAUCUAAAUAGCCAAUAAUUACAUAGCAGCCAACCAUGCAGCCACAUAUUUUAUACAUUUUUCUCAGUUCUUCAGUGAGGGAUUUACACUUUUUAUUACAUCCAUUUGCUCAAAAUGAAAACACAUUUAAACGUCAUAAUUCUAUUAUCAUGGUCCAUUUUUAUUAAUUUGCAUUGGAGAUCUUUUGCAAUACAUCCCAAUCAGCUUUUAGUGUUGGCAGCUGGUAGUUUGGCACCCCCUAAUGGUAAUGAGAUCCUUCACUCUGCUAGAUCCUAUCACUUGAAAUAAAAUGUACUUUAACUUUACUGUAUAAAAGGUUUGUGUAUGCAUUUAUAUGUUCAGCAGGGGUUACUGUCAGUUAUCUGGAAGCACACUAUAUAUGUAAAUAGAAAAAAGAACAUUGGGCUCAUUUAUUCUGUUAAAGGAGGACUAAAGAUGUGGCCUGGGUGCAGUGACCCUGUCCUUGUAACAAUGUAAAUGUAGCAAUGUAAAUUUUCAGUUUUUUAAUCAUACCGGCAGCCACAGGAGGGGUUCCGUGGCACUGAUUGAGUAAAUCUCUGUCAUGUGACAUGAAAGCCCCAAUAGGAAAGCAUUGAUUCCAUGCUUUUCUAUGGGGCAGCUUGGAUGACACUUGCCGUGUGUGCACACUGGAUCCCCAGUUAUCCCUUAAUGAGGUGCAUUGGAUUGGACAUUGGCAGAGGAGGACAUGCCUCCUCCUUGACAUCACAGGAGGCGGAGAGAUAAGCACAGAAAAAAAUUAGGCAAAUAAUUUACUUUCACUAUUUAAUUUUAAUAUUUUAUAUGGCAAAAGUGGAGGGAAGUGAUUUUUAAUAGGGAUAGUGACACAAACGCUUUAAAAAUACAGCAAUACAAGAUAUUUAAAACACAGCGUAUUCAGCCCCACUAUAAAAGAGGAUUCUCAUUUUUGUACUAUAUAAAGCCUUUAAAAAUGUGUCUUUUACAAAUAAUGCUUUAUCACAACUGGUCCAGUUUGUUUGAGGUGGGGGAUAUUUUUUCCAGCAGCUGCAAUGAUUUUUAUUCAGUUUUGAAGUGUCUACACAAUGUGACUGCUAGUUACCUAGUGGUUAAAAUUGUACCACACCUGGUCAUGUAUAUUAUUUAUUAUUUUGGUUUAUUUACUAAACCGGUAAUUGUUUGAUUGCAAAUUUAAUGUAAAAAUAGGCAGAAUGGAAAUAUAGUCGAGUUGGAGUUUUUACAGUUCUGAUUUCAGAUUAGACUAAAACAUAUAAACCUGGUGGGUAAACCUUUGAAUAGCACCAAGUAAUGUCCAGAUCCCAUUAUGCUAGAAUUUUUUUUUUUAUUUUAUUAUAAAAUGCUAUAUAUAUUCCUUGUCAGUGCCCUCACAGCCUGAAAUAACAUAUCGUGCAAGAAAACAAUAAACAAGGCAGUUAUGUGUUUUUAAAUAUAUUUCUUAUUACUCUUCUAUCACAUGAUACAGUUUAUUCUCUAAUAACCACAUGCUUUACAUUAGCUGUCAAUAAGAAAAGAAAAAUGAGACACCUAAGUAGUAAAUCCCCAAAACAAAGCAGACAAAUCUUUUCUACACACAAGACAGUUGCCAUGUCAGACACAACAUUGUGCUAGUCCCAUUGUGCUAUAUAUUACCAUAGGGUAGGAACCAUAAAUGUUCAGGAUGGACUUGUUCUAGUUUCUUGGCAACUGCAAGUGUCAAACUACAAACCAUCUGUGUGCACAUUCUGUUCAUGGGAUUGUAAACCAGUAACAGUGAUAGAAAGGUGAAGGUGUAUGCUGCUUUCUGUGGAGCUAAGUCCAUUCUUAACAAUCACUUAAUUGUAUGUGAUGAUUAUUCUAUUGCUUUUCUAGUGUCCAGCUGUUAAGGAGUAUGGUUGAAUAACCUUGGACCCCCUUGUGAAAACUGGUGAAGAUCUUCAGGUCAUGCCAUACUUGGCUCACACAGCUAAUCUUCAACUCGCAGGAUUUGCUUUUGCCACCGUGGGCUGGGUUCUUAACUCAAUUACUACUGGACUUGUCCAAUGGAGAGUGUGGCAUGUGACUAAUACCACCGUUAUAACCUCUGGCAUUGCAUGGAUUGGCAUUUGGAGAACAUGUUUCUUCAGUCAGGUCCUGGACUCUUCAAACCAAGAAACCAUGUUCUGUCAAGAAUUCAGUGUCACGGACGCCUUUGUACCCAAAGAGAUCUUUGUUGCUCAAGGUCUUAUGGUUGUGGCCAUUAUAUUAGGGGCAGCAGGAAAAGCUUUUUCUGUUCGGGCACUAAAAAACAUUUAUCAAGGAUCAUCUCAUGUGCAUUUUAUUCGUUACUGGUUUACAUUAGGAGGAAUCCUGAAUUUACUCUCUAGUUUUUGUAUUAUAAUUCCAGUGGCUUGGAAUCUCCACUCAGUUGUGAACAAUGUUAGUAUAUAUUUUCCAAGUUCAUAUGAUAUGCCAUCUAGCCCAGAAAUGCAGGAAGUUGGAGCUGGUAUUGCGGUCGGAAUAGUCGCCGCAGUCCUCCUAUUCCUAAGUGGAAUUUUUUUUCUCUCUUACAAGUUACCGGACAGUUUUGAUUCUAAAGUUCAUCCACUUUCCAAAUUCUCAGACAAUUUCAGCAUAUCCUCAGGGUUUUCUUCAAGAUCAUUAAGCCUUGCAUCCCGAAACGUUUUUGCAGAACCUAUACUUAACUGCGAUGGGAUUUCCAACAAAGCCUAUGAUUCAGAGCUUGAUGACAAGCUGUGAAUUUAUGCGUCCUUUUGAUAUUUAAUGGUGUGCUGUAAUAGAAACUAUUUAAAUUAAUAUCACAGAAUAACUGCAAGGACAAAUGAAGAGUUUUCAUCUUCAAGGAAAAUUAAGUAAUGUGUCAGUUUGAACUUCAAAGACCCUAUAUCUAAUGUUUAACACAAAGACAUCUUAAAUACAUUUAAUUGGGAUAUUUAUUGUUAUUCAGCAUUUUAAUUUUGUGUGAAGUUGCUUACUGUAUUGAAGUAUUAUAUAUAAUACUGUACUGAGAAAUCAUAUUUUUGUAGAUUGCAUGUUAUUAUUUAGUCAAAAUGGUGUGUCAAAAAACAUAAUGUUUACAGAAUAGCUACUUUGUGGGAAAUUGCAAUAACAAUGUCUAUGCCAAUAGUGACACAGAGUGGUAGGAGCAAUAAACAUUUGCUUAUACAAAGUAAUAACGCUCACCAAUCAAAUAAAUUAUAUAUUUUUAUAUGUAAGUCUAGGCAAAUACUUGCCAAUGGGCUGAUGGUACUCUAAACAAGACACGCAUAUUGCUAUACAUUUAGACUGUGGAUAUCUAACAUUUUGACAUAUACAGCAAAUUUAAGGGUUUAUAUAAUUUUAACUAACAGAGUUUCACAAACCAGUUAUUUUUGCGUCUUUUUUGCAAUCUUGAAUUUUUAAUACAAUACAUUGAGUAUAAUUUGCAAACUUUUAUGGUAAUGCUAUAAUGGGAUGUGUAGUACAUUUAUUUUCAUCUGCUAUCCCUUUAUCUCUCUAGUACAGGCAUAGGCAACCUUCGGCACUCCAGAUGGUUUUGACUUCACCUCCCAUGAUGCUGUGCCAGCAUUAUGGGUGUCAGAGCAUUAUGGGGGAUGUAGUCCACAACAUCUGGAGUGCCGAAGGUUACCUAUCCCUGCUCUAGUACUAUAUGUGUGGCUAGGACUGCAUAAAUAGAAACAAAAGUGAUUUAACUCCUAAAUAUCAGUGUAUUGAGCCAGCAGAGCUAAGAUCUAUACACCAUAACUGCUUUCUACAAUACAUACUGUAUAAUAUUGCCCC